GCCCCUGCUGAGCAUGCAAGCAUGCAAAUGCAUUGGCUUGUGUCAUUUUUGCAUUGCCAUGCAUGCUAGCCUCUGCACCCCAGCCCUAGUGUCCUGCUGCUGCUUCUCUCUCCUCCCAACUUUUGUGCCUCUGUCUCGCUCUGAUCUCACUGAUGCCAAAGCCUUUAUGGCUUCAGAACUCAGAUGCAUUCAAUGGCCUCAUCCGUAGCUACUCGUACACCACUGUAGACACAGCCUCCUCCUCUCUCUCUCUUCUUUCUCACAUUAACUUCCAGCACCAAAGUUGCAAGAAACCCCUCCUGCACAUGUGAACAGUGAGCAUAUGUUGGCAAUGCGACCUCUGAAUCUGAUAUAUAUAAGCAGAGGUAGCAUCCUACUGUUUUCUCUCCUCAUCAUCCACCGAUUAGCAAACGUUCAGUUCGUUUACUCGCUCGAGCUCGCCAUGGAACUUCUGCUGCUUUGCUCCUCAUCGCUGCUGCUCCUUCUGCUCUCCUCUCAUGGCCUGCCGUCCACCGAAGGUGGAGAGUUGCAUCAUCACCAGAUCAAGGAGCCUCCUCCAGAGGUGGAGCAGACGGGCGGGAAGGGGUGGGCGGCGAUGUCGGAGGCGCUGAUCGGGUCGCGGCCGCCGCGGUGCGAGGGCAAGUGCGCGCCGUGCGGGCGGUGCGAGGCGGUGCAGGUGCCCGUGGCGCCGCGUGCCGGCCGCCUCCGCGCCUUCUUCUUCUCCAGAGCCGCCGCCGCCGACGACGACGACGAGAGCUCCACCAACUACAAGCCGUUGAACUGGAAGUGCAGGUGCGCAGACACCAGGAGGGCGCUGGAUCCAUGAUCAAGAAAUGCUUGAGAUUUUUCGCUCCCGGAGAUGGUGAAAUUAAAGUUUCUGAAUUCCGUUAGUAGUUGUUGUUAUGGCUUUAGGUGCAGAGAUUCAGAGAAACGAUUCUGAAGGUGUUAUUAUACUCUGAAUCCAUUGUGUUCUAAUUUUGUAGUACUAUGUUUAGUUUGUGGUGUAAUUAAGUGUGUCAUGUCCAUUUUCCAUCAAGAGUUGGAUGGAUCAAAAUUCCAAGCCUGCAUUUCAUAAUUGAGUGUUUUUUUUAAUCCCUUCAAAAUUCAAAACCAAAAGUUGUCAAGAUAGUA
This is a messenger RNA of Oryza sativa Japonica Group (Japanese rice), 1131 nucleotides long. Its product is annotated as EPIDERMAL PATTERNING FACTOR-like protein 2. Lineage: Eukaryota; Viridiplantae; Streptophyta; Magnoliopsida; Poales; Poaceae. The record is from RefSeq and is a predicted model, not a curated record. Gene Ontology annotation, biological process: stomatal complex development; guard cell differentiation.